Larimichthys crocea (large yellow croaker) is the source of this 939-nucleotide messenger RNA. Its product is annotated as olfactory receptor 10A6-like. Bases 1 to 939 code for a protein of 312 amino acids. NCBI's taxonomy places the organism in Eukaryota, Metazoa, Chordata, Actinopteri, Sciaenidae. Gene Ontology annotation, cellular component: membrane. The record is from RefSeq and is a predicted model, not a curated record. Gene Ontology annotation, molecular function: G protein-coupled receptor activity; odorant binding; olfactory receptor activity. The transcript has a single exon. Gene Ontology annotation, biological process: detection of chemical stimulus involved in sensory perception of smell; G protein-coupled receptor signaling pathway.
AUGUUAAACUCUACAAGUUUCUUUAAUCAUGUUUCAUAUUUCACACUUGCUGCAUAUUUUGACAUCGGUCUUAUGAAAUAUUUAGUUUUCAUGGUGUUGAUGUCUUUAUAUAUUGUUAUUAUCAGUGCCAAUGUCUUACUCAUUGUGGUUAUCUGCAUGAACAGAAGUUUACAUGAACCUAUGUACAUCUUUCUGUGCAGCCUGUUUAUGAAUGAACUGUAUGGUAGUACAGGGUUGUUUCCAUUCCUUCUGAUUCAGAUUCUCUCUGACAUUCACACUGUUUCUGCUUCAUUUUGUUUCCUGCAGGUUUUCUGUAUUUACACUUAUGCAGGUGUAGAAUUUGUGAAUUUAGCCGUUAUGUCUUAUGACAGAUAUCUUGCCAUCUGUCAUCCUCUACAUUAUAACACAUGUAUGACAUUUAAAAAGGUUGCCAUGCUCACUGCUCUAACAUGGUUAUUGCCUUUUCUUCUAGUUGUUUGUACAACACGUUUGAGUGGCACAUUACAGCUGUGUGGGAACAUCAUUAACAAAGUUUACUGUGACAAUUACUCUAUUGUCAAACUGGCCUGCUCUGACACCACAGUCAUUAACAUCUAUGGGCUGAUUAGCACUUCUCUUGCAUUAUUCGGGCCUCUCAUUUUAAUUCUCUACACGUACAUAAAGAUCCUUAAAGUCUGUUUCUCUGGUUCUAAACAGACCAGACAGAAAGCUGUCAGUACCUGCACACCUCACCUCGCUUCUCUGCUCAACUUCUCUGUUGGAGCUUGCUUUGAAGUCUUACAAAAUAGAUUUAACAUGAACAAUGUGCCCAAUAUAUUGAGAAUUUUCUUGUCAUUAUACUGGCUUACAUGCCAGCCUCUCUUUAACCCUGUACUAUAUGGACUGAAGAUGUGUAAGAUCCGUACCAUAUGUAAAAGUUUGUUUGGUUGUAGAGUGUAG